Molecule: messenger RNA, 813 nt
Organism: Haemonchus placei
Lineage: Eukaryota; Metazoa; Nematoda; Chromadorea; Rhabditida; Trichostrongylidae
Source: the annotation of a GenBank genome assembly
GCAGGAGUUGGAUCAGAAUAUUUAGCUCAGCCAUCUGGUUACAAUUCCUAUCACCGUGGAUCAGCUCAGCGACUUCGAAACAUUGUAAUACCUCCGCCUUCGAGACCAAGAAGCGUCGGUGAAAAUGAGGCCCCUUGCUUACCACCAGACAGCUUCCAUCCUCAUCGUCACAACACAUUUGUGGACCAGCGUAUUGUUGGCAAUAUCGUCUCCGAAAGUACAAAUCCAUCCGCCAUGGACGAUGAAGCACGAAGAAGAAGUUCCACGACUAGUCAGAGAUCAUCACAUGGCGUGUUUUCGGUACCCUACGUGAACAUUUCACCUCAAGAAGUCUUCAAUGAUGUUGCAGCUCCACCUCGAACGAGAUCUCAUGCAAUUUCCACAUCAAGCAGUCAAGGAAGUAUUCCAGAAACGCCGACGCAUACCGUAUUCCCACUAAGAUGGGACACUGGAGCUGGCUCAACUAAUGUGCUCUGUUACACGAAGCCCAUUUCCCCUGCUGUGUUGCCAACAAUUAGCGACAAUUCAUUAGGAGUUGAGGCGUCGCAACAGUCUGGCAGAUAUGUUAAUAUCACCGAGGCCGCCGGUCGACCCCUACUGGAACGUGAUGGCACAAACUCCCCACGUCCACUCAAUUAUGCAGAAGUGGGUGUGGGUUCAGAACCGGAACGGGUUCCCAGCAGGUGUUCCUCUGUUGGUCAACGUACAGAUAUUGAAAACGGUGCAGUUAACUAUACGUUGAUUGAUGCAGAACGAACCCAGGCCCUCCAAGCUGCGAAUGGAGAGCGCAGGCGUAACCCUACAGGACAUUGA